ACAUUAGGAAAAGGUUUUUAUAAUAUGAACUAUUAUAUCUUAUGAUUUCAGAUGAGUCAGAAUGAAUGCAAAUCGGAAUCGAACCUCAGUGUGAGAUCUACACAUGUACAUAUUGUACAGUAUAACUGUAUAAAAACAUGUACUGUACUAGUGAGUGUACUAGUGAGUGCACUGAGCCCUCUGCUGGCAGCACGCGGAACUGCACUCGCUCCACUUUACCCAGGAUGCCCCGCCCGCUCUAAACACAACACAUCGCUAUCUUCCGCGGAGUAACUGGGUCACGAGACACACGAGAACUGCCGCCGCCGGUCUGAGCGCGAGGAUCCGCCGCAGCAACCGAGAGCCAAUGAUCGUGUUCGGCGGGACCGCUCGGGUGAAGUGUUGGAGCGCGGGCCCGGGCUGAGAGGCGACCCCGAUCUCCCGCGAUCACCAGAAUGAAAAGAGGUCAGAAGCGAGGUGAUGAUGCAGAGGAGGGCCCCGGGGCCCCUGAGCUCUGUAAGCGGCUCCGGCAGGACGACUCUGAGGACGGGGCGGUGGACUGGAGGCUGCUGCCCGAGGAGAUCCUGCUGCAGAUCUUCCAGUACCUGCCUCUGCUGGACCGGGCCUUCGCCUCGCAGGUGUGCCGCGGCUGGAACCAGACCUUCCACACGCCUGAGCUCUGGAGGUGCUUCGAGUUCGAGCUCAACCAGCCCGCCAGCUCCUACCUGAAGGCCACGCACCCCGACCUGAUCAAGCAGAUCAACAAACGCCACUCCAACCACCUGCAGUACGUCAGCUUCAAGGUGGACAGCAGCACUGAAUCUGCAGAAGCGGCGUGUGACAUCCUCUCUCAGCUGGUCAACUGCUCUCUGAAGACGCUCGGACUGAUCUCCACCGCACGACCCUCCUUCAUGGAGCUGCCCAAAUCUCACUUCAUCUCGGCGCUGACGGUGGUGUUCGUGAACUCGAAGUCUCUGUCGUCCCUGAAGAUCGACGACACGCCGGUGGACGACCCGUCACUCAAAGUGCUGGUGGCCAACAACAGUGACACGCUGAAGCUGCUGAAGAUGAGCAGCUGCCCACACGUGUCUCCUGCAGGUAUCCUGUGUGUGGCGGAUCAGUGUCACGGUCUGCGCGAGCUAGCGCUCAACUACCACCUGCUGAGCGACGAGCUUCUGCUGGCGCUCUCCUCCGAGAAACACGUCCACCUGGAGCACCUGCGCAUCGACGUGGUGAGCGAGAACCCGGGACAGACGCAGUUCCACGCCAUCAAGAAGAGCAGCUGGGACGCCAUGGUGCGCCACUCGCCCAAGUUCAACCUGGUCAUGUACUUCUUCCUGUACGAGAACGAGUUCGGGCCCUUCUUCGGCGACGAGGUGCCCGUCACGCACCUGUACUUCGGCCGCUCCGUCAGUAAGGAGGUUCUGGGCCGCGUGGGCCUGACCUGUCCUCGGCUGGUGGAGCUGGUGGUGUGUGCGAACGGCCUGAGACCCCUGGACGAGGAGCUGAUCCGGAUCGCAGAGCGCUGCAGACAGCUGUCGGCCAUCGGCCUGGGCGAGUGUGAGGUGUCCUGCAGCGCCUUCGUGGAGUUCGUCAAGAUGUGCGGCGGCCGGCUCACGCAGCUCUCCAUCAUGGAGGAGGUCCUGGUGCCAGACAGCAAGUACGGGCCGGACGACAUCCACUGGGAGGUGUCCAAGCACCUGGGCCGCGUCUGGUUCCCCGACAUGAUGCCCACCUGGUAGCACACAGCCGGAGACUCGCGCGUCCUCUCAGACAAAGCGCCGCGUGUUUUCUACUCUCUAGUCCCCGUGACUGACACAACGACAUCGUGUGUGUUCCUCGGAAAACGUACGUGUCAUUUCUACUCUCAGCAGCUUGCUUGCUCGUGUUUCCUGUUGGUUUGCGGCGGACGCAUUUCAAGCACUUUUACCAAGUGAAGUUUCAGCUCGAGGCGAAUCGGAUCAUGUUUUGAUUCUUUAUAUUUGCUCUUGUUGUUCGUUCCAGAUGGAGGUGGGUUCAGAAGCGCUCGUGACUCCAUGAUAACUGACCACUUUGCUCAAAAAUAUAAUCAGAAAUUAUUUAUUUUAUAUCAUAUAUAGCAGGGCUUGGCAUUAAGACUUGGCAUGUGAAUCAUGUCCGGGGGGAAAGUGUUUGUUUUUUGGUGUAACUGUAAUUAAUUCUGAAGCAAUAGUCUCAUCAGGUCUUACUUUAAUCAGCGUAUUUCUGACACUUGCUUUAAAUUGAUUUCUAGGACACUUUUUAACUUUAUGAAGGGCAAUAUCUUCCUAACAUUAUUAGAUGUAGGUGUCAUCAUUUAUGUCAAAUUCUUACAUUUUGUCAAUGCAUUCGGUUAGAAUAAUAAGACACUAUGUUUGUUAUCACUCAGAUGAAAUCAGAUCUUUCCGCUGCGGAGGAAACACAGAAGCUGCAUCUGAAGUGUUUAAUUUACUCGCUGUUUAAUGAAGAUAAGAGGAUCCAUAAAUGCAUUCACAUAGUAAAAUUGCAUAAAUAAUGGUACAAGAUUAAUGUUUUUUACUUUUUUUAACAUACAAAUAUGAAAUGUUGGAAAAAUGCAAUGAUACUUUUUAAUAUGAAACCAAACCAGCAGUAGGUGAGUCACUGUCUUAAUGAGUGAGUCAUUGAUUCAUCCGAUUCGUUCAAAUGGAUGAUUCAUUCGGUAAAUGAAGCAAGUGACUGUCUUUAUGAACGGUUCACUGAAUCAUUGACUCACCUGAUUCGUUCAAAAACACUGAAUCAUUCAGUAACGAAGCACUGUUGUGUGUUGCUCAGAGACGCACGACUCUUCUGCUGUGAACAACGAUCAAUAAUGUGUCUAAAAUGUAAGUCAGUUAAUAACAACUACUUGUUUAUUGAACUACUGUUGUAUAAAAUCAGUGUCACAUUUGCAAUCGUGCUGAUAUUCGGGAAAACAUCACUCUUGGUUUUUUUUUCUUAUUGACGUUUUAAUCCUGUUACUCAUUGAGCAACUUCUCAUUCACUUGCCCCUUCACAGAAUCCACUGUCCUGGACAAGUGUUAAUAUAGAGCCCUGAUUUAUGUCAGAAUUAUUAUAAUAAUAUAAGUAUUAUGUUAUUAUAGAGUACUCUCACAUACAUGGACUCACAGACUGGCUGCAUGACACGAUUGUUUGGUCAGAAUAUACAGCACGAGGUUGCCAGGUUGGGAAGAUUAAGUAGAACGCUAAGCAGAAAAUGUAUUUGUUUUAGAGAAAAGAUUUAAAAUGCUCAAAUUCACAUUAUUUCUGUAACGCAGGGAUUCACAAACAGCCGAAUCUCUUUCACGUCAUAUAUUUACUUGAACUACUCCUGAGAUUUGAAGGUAAUAAAUUAAUAAUUAAAUAAGUCAUUUGCAUGUUCACGGUUCUGUGAGGGUCACAUGACACGCAGGUAAACAAAUUAAAUAUUACAUUUUUUUAGUAAGUGUUUUAUUUUGUUACAUUUUUAUGAUUUAAUUGAUUAUUAUAUUUUCAUUAGACUCACAAACCACAGUUUACUAAAUGAGUUUAACUGCACUUCAUGUUGUUAAUAACAAUGAAUGUAAUGUAUUUUCUUUUUCUCUGCACUUUUAUAUCAAUAUGGUACAAGAUUAUCUUAUUAAAAUCAAUAUGAUAAGCUCCUUGGGGUCAUUAGUUAUCAAGCAGUAUAUCAGACGCAGAUCCCUUUCAGAUCUUCUCCCUGCACUUUAUAUAGAGAUGAUGAGAUUAUCAGUGUCAUAGAACUUUAUCCAUUAAAAGACAAAAACCAAUGUGGUGUAAAUGUUUUUGUUGUUGUUUUGGAAUAAAUGUUUGUGAAUAUAA
This is a messenger RNA of Cyprinus carpio (common carp), 3795 nucleotides long. Its product is annotated as F-box/LRR-repeat protein 3-like. Gene Ontology annotation, biological process: SCF-dependent proteasomal ubiquitin-dependent protein catabolic process; G2/M transition of mitotic cell cycle; entrainment of circadian clock by photoperiod. The record is from RefSeq and is a predicted model, not a curated record. The transcript has 5 exons. Gene Ontology annotation, cellular component: nucleus; cytosol; SCF ubiquitin ligase complex. Lineage: Eukaryota; Metazoa; Chordata; Actinopteri; Cypriniformes; Cyprinidae. Bases 435 to 1721 code for a protein of 428 amino acids. Gene Ontology annotation, molecular function: protein binding.